Knipowitschia caucasica is the source of this 816-nucleotide messenger RNA. The record is from the annotation of a GenBank genome assembly. Lineage: Eukaryota; Metazoa; Chordata; Actinopteri; Gobiiformes; Gobiidae.
AUGGGAGCAGAGGACCAGGUGAGCAGGCAGAGGACCAGGGGAGCAAAGGAGCAGAGGACCAGGGGGAGCAGAGGACCAGGGGAGCAGAGGACCAUGGGAGCAGGCAGAGGACCAGGGGAGCAGAGGACCAGGGGAGCAGAGGACCAUGGGAGCAGGCAGAGGACCAGGGGAGCAGAGGACCAGGGGAGCAGAGGAGCAGAGGACCAGGGGGAGCAGAGGACCAGGGGAGCAAAGGACCAGGGGAGCAGAGGACCAUGGGAGCAGGCAGAGGACCAGGGGAGCAGAGGACUAGGGGAGCAGAGGACCAUGGGAGCAGGCAGAGGACCAGGGGAGCAGAGGACCAGGGGAGCAGAGGACCAGGGGAGCAGAGGACCAUGGGAGCAGGCAGAGGACCAGGGGAGCAGAGGACCAGGGGGAGCAGAGGACCAGGGGAGCAGAGGACCAGGGGAGCAGGCAGAGGACCAGUGGAGCAGAGGACCAGGGGAGCAGGCAGAGGAUCAGGGGAGCAGAGGACCAGGGGAGCAGGCAGAGGACCAGGGGAGCAGGCAGAGGACCAGGGGAGCAGAGGACCAGGGGAGCAGAGGACCAGGGGAGCAGAGGACCAGGGGAGCGAGAGGACCAGGGGAGCGAGAGGACCAGGGGAGCAGAGGACCAGGGGAGCAGAGGACCAGGGGAGCAGAGGACCAGGGGAGCAGAGGACCAGGGGAGCAGAGGACCAGGGGAGCAGAGGACCAGGGGAGCAGAAGACCAGGGGAGCAGGCAGAGGACCAGGGGAGCAGAGGACCAUGGGAGGAGGCAGUUUCUCUGGGACAGUGA